CUGAGCAAGGAGAAGCCAUGGCCACGACAACCUGUACGCGAUUCACAGACGAGUACCAGCUGUACGAGGAGCUGGGGAAGGGAGCCUUCUCAGUGGUGCGGAGAUGUGUCAAGCUGUGCACAGGACAGGAGUACGCCGCCAAAAUCAUCAACACCAAAAAGUUAUCUGCAAGAGAUCACCAGAAGCUGGAGCGAGAGGCUCGGAUUUGUCGCCUGUUGAAACACCCCAACAUCGUUCGUCUUCAUGACAGUAUAUCAGAGGAAGGGUUCCACUACCUCCUGUUUGACUUGGUGACCGGAGGUGAACUGUUUGAGGACAUCGUAGCCAGAGAGUAUUACAGCGAGGCCGAUGCCAGUCAUUGCAUCCAGCAGAUCCUGGAGGCGGUGCUUCACUGCCAUCAAAUGGGCGUGGUGCACCGGGACCUUAAGCCGGAGAACCUGCUCCUGGCAAGCAAAUGUAAGAAUGCCGCAGUGAAGCUGGCCGACUUUGGCCUGGCCAUCGAGGUACAGGGGGAUCAGCAGGCCUGGUUUGGGUUUGCUGGCACACCGGGGUACCUGUCCCCUGAGGUACUGAGGAAGGAGGCAUAUGGCAAACCCGUGGACAUCUGGGCCUGCGGGGUGAUCCUCUACAUCCUGCUGGUGGGUUACCCUCCUUUCUGGGACGAGGACCAGCACAAGCUGUACCAGCAGAUCAAGGCUGGGGCUUACGAUUUCCCUUCCCCAGAGUGGGACACAGUCACCCCAGAGGCCAAAAACCUGAUCAACCAGAUGCUGACCAUCAACCCGGCCAAGAGGAUCACUGCUCAGGAGGCCCUCAAGCACCCAUGGGUCUGCCAACGAUCCACAGUGGCGUCUAUGAUGCACAGACAGGAGACCGUGGAGUGCCUGAAGAAAUUCAAUGCCAGGAGGAAACUCAAGGGGGCCAUUCUCACUACCAUGCUGGUUUCUCGAAAUUUCUCUGCAGCUAAGACCCUGCUCAACAAAAAGGCAGACGUCAAGAAACGCAAGUCCAGCUCUACUGUCCAGUACAUGCCCCAGACAAACAGCACCAAAAACAGCAUAGUCACCAGCCCCAAAGGAAACGUCCCUUCACCUGCUCUGGAACCUCAGACAACCGUCAUCCAUAAUCCAGUGGACCGAACAAAGGAGUCGUCGGACAGCAGCAACACCACUGUGGAGGAUGAAGAUGUGAAAGGGAAGAGCGUAGACAACAGCUCACUUAAGGCGCAGUCCAGCACGAGCUCUCAGCCCGAUAGCUCUCAGGGCUCCUCAGCUGCCGUGUACUCGCGCAAGCAAGAAAUUAUCAAGAUCACCGAGCAGCUGAUAGAGGCGAUCAACAAUGGAGACUUUGAGGCAUAUGCUAAGAUCUGCGACCCUGGACUGACUUCGUUUGAGCCGGAGGCGCUGGGCAACCUGGUGGAGGGGAUGGAUUUCCACAGAUUUUACUUUGAGAACCUUUUGGCCAAGAACAGCAAGCCCAUUCACACCACCAUCCUGAACCCCCACGUCCACCUGAUCGGCGAGGACGCUGCCUGCAUCGCCUACAUCCGCCUGACUCAGUUUGUCGACAGCCAGGGCCGGCCGCGCUCCAACCAGUCGGAGGAGACUCGCGUCUGGCACCGCAGAGACAGCAAGUGGCAGAACAUCCACUUCCACUGCUCAGGCGCACCGGCCGCGCCGCUCCAGUGAGGGUUGAAUGCCGUAGCCUUGUCUGUGAGGAGUGCUCUGCUGGAAAGAGAGAGGAAGAGGAGGAGGAGGAGGAAGGGAUGAAGGGAUGAAAGAACAAGUCCAGUGUCGGUUUGGGGACAGGGGUUCCUCAGCCCUUCAACAACAUACCCGCCCCCCUCAAUAGACGCCCGAGCCUCAACCCCCAGCAUGCAUCGCUUCUUUUACUACUACUACCACCCCCCGUCUGUCGCCCUCCCUGCAACACCUUCUGAGAACCAUCAAACAACAGCAACUCAACCCCCCCCCCCCCCCUUCCUCUUCCUCCCUCCAGCACACUGGGUGAUUGGUGGGGGCGGGGCUGCUUUCAGCACUCGUGUGAUUCCUUCUUCCUGUGGUCGCUUCCCCGGCCCCACAAUUUUUGUGACACCAACCCUCUUGUCCUCCUGUGAAUCCACACUUGUGUGACAUAAGCACUGCACUGGAAAUACAUAAAGUGCUAUGUGCUUUUGAUGAUAUAAAGUGCUUGUGCCAGGGGUGGCAGGAUUGAACCGAUUGACUUUGCAGCACUGAAGACUGAUUUUGUGGGAGUUUGACUCGCCGUCAGCCCCGCUCGACUUUGCUCGUCCACCGUUGGCUGCCUUCACAUUUGUCUCGCCCCUAUUGGUCAGACCAAGAUAUUAAGAGACCGGGCAGUCGGUUUGGUGAAUAGUCCUCAGGUUUCUAUUUAUUUGAAUAUUUAUUUAUUUAUUUUAGUGGAUAUUUUUAUUGUGCUUUUUUCUUUUUCUUUCUUUUCUCUUUUUUUUUUUUUUUUUGGUUUUGCCAUUGUACAGAUUAUGCACUUGUGCAAAUACUGUCUGUUGUUUAGGGGACACUGCUCCAUGUAAAACAUGACUGUUUUUAAAGGGAUAGUACACCCAGGUGCAUCCUGCAUGUGUUUUUCUGUAACGACCAACGUGGUGUGAAUUACUUUUUCUCUUAGUGAGAUUUUUCUCUCCUGUAACUUCAGAUUUACGCCGGCUUUGACAUUAUUUUUGCAGUUUCGUGGCGUCCUUUUUUUUUCCCUUCCAAUUAGGGUCACAUUACCAUUUUGCUAGAGUGGGACAUUUAUUACUUUAAAACUCAUAUAAUACAGGAUGGUAUUUUGUGUGAACUAUCCCUCUAAAAGCUUCAUGGCCUUUUUUUUUUUAAGGUGAUGAAGCUUUUUUCCAAACGAAGGUUUUUUUUCAGGGUGAACCGCUGAGUCGUUGUAUUGUACUGAUGUCACAGUAACAAUGUUCAUGUCUAGUUGACCCUGAUGUAAUAGUAAAAGGUCAAAGGUUACCCGGAGGCGUUCAUGCGUGAUCGUGCUAACUGAACAUGACCCCCCCCACACUCCUUUUCCAAAAAAAAAAGAAGAAAUAGCAGCGUGUACAGUACAAAUGUGUUGUUAUUCUGUUCUCCUUAGUGUGUUUACUAGCCUUGAAAAUCAGUAUAAUAAGAUUCACAUAUUUAAAAUGAGGGAGUACACAGUGUUACACAAAUGCAACUAAUUAGCAGCGUAGCUGGCUUUUUCUUUGCAUGACAGUCAACAGGACACUUGUUUUUUGUUUUUUGGGGUGUUUUCCUUUUUACCUGGUUUCUCAUUUUCUACUGAAUGCUGGUAUACUCGACCUUUCUCUAUCUAUUUUCGCAGCUUUCUAAGUGCAUAUAACUAUUUUUGUCUCAAGAUGAUACAAUGAAGACGAUUAUGACGAUCAGGGCGAUUAGAUUUAAUGACUGUGGCACUUAGGAUGACUUUGAGGAUUUUGACGCUGAUGAUGAUGAUGAUGAUGAUGAUGAUGAUUAUUUCGCAUGCUUUUCUAUGUUGUCAGUGCAGAAUGGCCUUUUGUACUUAGCUGAGGGAGUACGAGCAGCACGUGAUGACCAUCAGCACCUGAGAGUGACUGGUGUUUUUUUCCGCUGAGCCUGCCCCGCAUGUCACUUUGAGGAGCGGCACUGGAGUCCCACUGACAGAUUAGAGGCAGUUCACAGAGUGAAUGAGCUCCAGCAGGUGGCGCAGUCACACCAAGUAAAGCACAAACAGGCACAGAUGGAGGGCAGAUUGAUGCUUCUAAUGUAGCUGCACAAUAGGUUAAUUUUAGGGUCCAGUCCAACAGGGACCAUCCAGUCAGAGACAACAGCAGUUUAGCGCUGUAGAAUAAGAACCAGCUUCCAUGAUGAUUAAUGAUCAGGGCUGCACAGUUAUGACUGAAAUGGCACCAACACCACUGAUGAAUCACGAGUGUGUGUGAACUAUCAAAGCUAAAAAUCCUGAUUGAAAGUGAUGAGUUAUGCAACCCUACAUACAAACCACGAUAACUGUCCUCCUCUAGUCUCUUGAGGUCAGUGCGAGCUCUGCUGCCUCUCUGUCAGCUAUUUAGUCAGAUGAAGCGUUACUAAGAUAAACUGGAGCCACUGUGUUCGCUCCGAGCCUCUGCCAUCUUCUUACUCCAGCCAGUGACUUAAGUUGCACUGACAACACUGAGUUGGCUUCUCCUCGUAGGGUGUUUUUCAUUCUUUUUCCCAGUCCCUCUGUUUCCAACCUUAUUCAGUCAUUUCCCUGCAGUUGGCUCUUUUUCUGGUUUCCCUUUGUCUCUUUUGUCAGUUUGGGUUUCCUCUGUAUAAUAAUAUUAAUCCUCUAAUUCUCUGAUUCUUCGGAUUAUUGCUCUGUUCUCUUACGUGCUACACGUGUUUCUCUUACUUCAAGAAAAUGUGUU
Molecule: messenger RNA, 4402 nt
Organism: Xiphias gladius (swordfish)
Lineage: Eukaryota; Metazoa; Chordata; Actinopteri; Istiophoriformes; Xiphiidae
Gene: camk2b1
Product: calcium/calmodulin-dependent protein kinase (CaM kinase) II beta 1
Exons: 23
Coding region: 18-1688 (556 amino acids)
Biological process (GO): protein phosphorylation
Cellular component (GO): neuron projection; cytoplasm
Molecular function (GO): calcium/calmodulin-dependent protein kinase activity; ATP binding; calmodulin binding
Source: RefSeq, a predicted model, not a curated record